Durusdinium trenchii is the source of this 1303-nucleotide messenger RNA. The record is from the annotation of a GenBank genome assembly. Lineage: Eukaryota; Dinophyceae; Suessiales; Symbiodiniaceae.
GGAGAAUAGUUUCUCCUACUCCUACGAUUGGAGAAUAGUUUCUCCUACUCCUACGAUUGAGUCACGCUAGAUUCAAAAGGGAGACCUUUAGCAAGCAGCAUGAGCCAUGGUCACCUCGUAUUCCAUAUCGAUGUGACGAACGGUGCAACCGUCCUUGUUAGUGUGGGCUCCUCACUGGAAGUGGCUGAUUUGGAGCUUGAAGAGCUUCAUCAAGCUGCCAAGAUUCGGCAGCAUACGCCAGAUGUCCAAAGGCUUUUCGAUCAGCAUGGCUUCUCGUUGAAUUCGCUGGGCCGUGAGCUGAAGAAUGCGCUGGAACGUGCUGCACCUCAAGGAUCCGAAGCCUUUGAAAAGCUGCGACGGCUUUGGAGAAAGACCAAGAAGAAGCUUGCAAUUCUUGAAGCAAGCACUCCCACCAGGGCGGGUCCACGAGCUUUUGUCGAUCAAGUUGGCAGCAAUGCGGCCUUGGUGUCGUGGGAAGUCUUGGAACAUUUGACCGAAGGUUUCUUUGAAGUGGUCCUCUUGGGCUAUCAGGAACGCACGGAACGGACCUCGGUGACCCGCUCGGUGCCACGCACCUCGAGUCCGCGCGUGGCCAAGCUGGGGAUGUUUCGGGUAGAAGGAGGCCAUACAGCUCGAAGCUAUCGACUGGGUAAGCUUCAAGCGCUUCGGUGGUAUCGCGUGAGGGUACGAAGCGUGGGGCCUCGAAAAGGAUGGAUCUCUGAGUGGAGCAACGAAGUGGCCUUUAGAACCAUGAGUUUAUCUGCAGCCCGGGAUUCUGGACUUUUGGUCAACUCAAGCAACUUCCUGGUGAAGUCGGAGCGGUUGUUGCGCCACUGCGUUGAUGACAGCACUAUCUUGGAAGCAACUGCGGAGGAGAGGAACAAAAUCCAAGUUGUCAGAGACAUUCUGGGAGCUUCCGGUGCUCAGACGAGUGCUUCGGCUACAAGCAACCUCUUGGGUGCACGCUAUGGUCAGAAAGGUUGGCCGGAUUUCGUGAAGAAUGGAUCUCGAUUCUCUCGUCCAGCCAACCAGCGUGAGCAACGCAUGAGGCGUGUCCGCUUGGCCGUUGCUGCGAUUGAGCUGUAUGGACCAAACUAUCCACUGCAGAACGCCUGGUGUCAAGGUCCAUUUUGCUAUGAAGAGCCUGGAAUGAAACACAUGUCGAAGUUCUCUGAGCAGGAAACUACACGGCUAUGAGAUAGAUGAGUUUUUUCUGUAGUUUUUUAGAAAGCGGAUAGCAGUGCACUUGCAGAGCCAUUGAAUCCGUCGAAUUCAUGUUCCGCUUACUCCGAAAUGCAGAGAA